This is a messenger RNA of Symbiodinium pilosum, 1212 nucleotides long. The record is from the annotation of a GenBank genome assembly. Lineage: Eukaryota; Dinophyceae; Suessiales; Symbiodiniaceae.
AUGGACCUGGCGCUUGCUCUGCGAUGGUCGGGUUGCAGAGUGCUGGCCAGCAGACCCCGGCAGGGUAAGGCCGCCAGCAGGCGUUUCACCGGCGCCUUAGCAGCGAAAUCAGCGAACGAGCCCAACAACUGCUAUGAUGUCGUUCUCGUCGGGGGUGGAUUUGCGGGGCUUGCGGCUGUUGGAAGGCUUGCAAAGCAGCGCGUCCACGGCCGCAAACUACGGCUGCUUUUGAUAGAGCAGGGACGGGGCUUAGGUGGACGUGUUUGCACGCGACGCAGGGAAACAACCGAAGGCCCUCUCGCUUUCGAUCACGGUUGUCAAUAUUUCACCGCAAAGACCUCGCAGCCACAUUUUUCCGAUGCCUGCAGGAUGUGGCAGGAUGCUGGUGUUGCAGGUGCUUGGCAUGCAGCCGUAGGGAAGCUUAGUCUUCAGGGCAUCGGGAUGGAGGAUGCGAUCUUCGAGCCCUUUGAUCAAUCAAAGGUGCCUCUGGUGGGUAUUCCCUCAAUGAGUGCCAUCGGAAAGCACAUCAUUCGUGAAGCCCAAGACGGUCAGAAUGAUGUCGACGUUCUCACGAGCUCGAAAGCUUCGGACGCUGCAUGGGACGAUGCUUCGCACUUGUGGACUUUGCAAGUCAACUCGGAGCCAGUGAAAACUUCGGUUUUGGCAGUUACCACAAGCGCAAGAAGUUGUGUGCGCAUGCUUGGCGAUGCUUGCCCAAGCGGUUGUGAAGCGUCCAAGGUGAAAUCCAACGUUUGCUGGGCACUUCUCGUGGCAUCUUUUAAGCCUUUGACUUGUCAACCUGAUUGGGAUGCCGCGUUGGUGGAUGGUUCUUCCUGCUUCGCAUGGGUCAGCCGAAAUACCUCCAAGCCCAGUAGGCCCAAACCACCAGCUCCAGAGUGUUUCGUGUUGCACACCUGCCCAGAGUGGAGCAAUCCCCGGGCGGAGCUUUCCAAAGACGAAGUUCGGAAGCUGCUUCUGAUGGAAUUCUGUCGACAGUUCGGAUGCCAAAAUGAAGCGGUGGUCUACGCUGAGGCGUUCCGCUGGAACAAUGCGUUUCCCUUAAACCCCUUGCAACUUCCGAAGAAGUGCAUCGUGGAGCCUGAGCGGAAGCUUGUUGCUGGGGGCGAUUGGGCAUCUGGAGAUCGGGUCGGUGACGCGUUCGAGUCAGGAGUUGCAGUUGCUGUAGCUGUGCUGACCUUGCUAAACGCCUGA